AGUGUGGCUGCAUGCUUUCAUCUGUUAAUUAAAGGCUUUGGGAAGCAAAAGGACUCACCUCGUCUCACUGUAAGCACUGGUCCUCCAGAGUAUUGGAAUCUCCUGGAAUUAGUAUUGAUCUCUAUUCAGGGUGUUGUGAGUGAAUCUACGUGAGACGUCUAUCAGGCCUCGUCUGACCCCAUUCUACUGCUCUGUAAAUUGCUCCUCUCCUGCCUCAGCCUCUGGGCCAUGGUACAUCAGAGUGUAGCAGCUACAACAUGAGUGUAACUCCAUCCACCACCCUGGACAGCCAACUGACCACUACCUGGGGCCCCACAAACUCCUACUCUGAUGUUUCGAUGGUGAUGUCUGGUUACACGAGUCGCCUGUGGCCUCGUGACACCCAGCCUCAGUUCUGGAGUAAGUACCAGGUGUGGGAGUGGCUGCAGCAGGUCAUGGACAUGCACCAGAUCGAUGCCUCCAGCAUUCCCUUCCAAAACUUUGAUAUGGACGGCCAACAGCUCUGCAGCCUGAGCUACCAGGACUUCAUCCAUGCUGCCGGCAGCGUGGGACCCAUUCUCUUCCACAGCAUCACAGAGCUCAAGUGGAGCGGGCAGUACCAUGUGGAAAUAGGGCAACUGGAACUCAAACCAGAACUAGACUUCUCCUGUCCAUUUCCAGACGUCAGCUAUCCACCUGGAGAAAUCUACGAUCCUUCAAUUCACUCCCUCGCUCCUGUUGCCUCUCCCACUCCUUCCAGCCCUGAUAUCAAAAGGUCUUUCAAUCGUCAGGUCAAAAAACACAACCCAAGGGGCACCCACUUGUGGGAGUUCAUCAGAGACAUUCUGCUGAACCCAGAGCGAAACCCGGGGCUGAUCAAAUGGGAGGAUCGGACAGAGGGGGUUUUCCGCUUCCUUAAGUCAGAGGCAGUGGCGCAGUUAUGGGGCAAGAAGAAGAAUAACAGCAGCAUGACUUACGAGAAACUAAGCCGGGCAAUGAGAUAUUACUACAAAAGAGAAAUCCUAGAGCGAGUAGACGGGCGCAGACUGGUUUACAAGUUUGGAAGGAACGCGCGAGGAUGGAGGGAGUCAGACAAGUGACAAUUUCAUUAAUUUAUGUUUCCUUUGAUGUCGAACGCAAAUGUGAUGUUUUAUUGUAGUUUUUAUUGAUCGUGUUUUAUAGAGAUAUGUUUAAACUGUUUACACAUUGUUGACGAGGAGUCUGUUUGUAUUGUUUUUUCCUUUAAACUCAUCCCUUUGUUGUGACACUGCACUGAGAUGUUCCUUACUGUGCCUUAUUAAAAAAAAAAAAAAAAAAAAAA
Epinephelus fuscoguttatus (brown-marbled grouper) is the source of this 1300-nucleotide messenger RNA. RefSeq names its product ets homologous factor (gene ehf). NCBI's taxonomy places the organism in Eukaryota, Metazoa, Chordata, Actinopteri, Perciformes, Serranidae. The coding region runs from base 258 to 1079 and encodes 273 amino acids. The transcript has 9 exons. The record is from RefSeq and is a predicted model, not a curated record. Gene Ontology annotation, biological process: regulation of transcription by RNA polymerase II; cell differentiation. Gene Ontology annotation, cellular component: nucleus. Gene Ontology annotation, molecular function: sequence-specific DNA binding; DNA-binding transcription factor activity, RNA polymerase II-specific.